Molecule: messenger RNA, 1114 nt
Organism: Hirundo rustica (Barn swallow)
Lineage: Eukaryota; Metazoa; Chordata; Aves; Passeriformes; Hirundinidae
Gene: CNN2
Product: calponin 2
Exons: 7
Coding region: 57-977 (306 amino acids)
Biological process (GO): actomyosin structure organization
Molecular function (GO): actin binding
Source: RefSeq, a predicted model, not a curated record
UCCGGUACCGGCCCCGUUGCCCGCCGCCCGCUCCGGUACCGGCUCUGUUCCCCGCCAUGAGCAGCUGCCAGUUCAACAAGGGCCCGUCCUACGGCCUCUCCGCCGAAGUCAAGAACCGGCUCGCCCAGAAGUAUGACCCACAGAAGGAGGCUGAGCUGCGGACGUGGAUCGAGAGCGUCACGGGAAAACAGAUCGGACCCGACUUCCAGAAGGGGCUGAAGGAUGGGGUGAUCCUCUGCGAGCUCAUGAACAAGCUGCAGCCCAACUCUGUGAGGAAGAUCAACCGCUCGGCUCAGAACUGGCACCAGCUGGAGAACCUCUCCAACUUCAUCAAGGCCAUGGCCAGCUACGGCAUGAACCCCGUGGACCUCUUUGAAGCCAAUGAUCUCUUUGAGAGCGGGAACCUGACGCAGGUGCAGGUGUCGCUGCUGGCACUGGCGGGAAUGGCCAAGACGAAGGGGCUGCAGAGCGGCGUGGACAUCGGCGUGAAGUACUCGGAGAAGCAGCAGAGGAAUUUCGACGAGGCCAAGAUGAAGGCUGGGCAGUGUGUGAUCGGGCUGCAGAUGGGCACGAACAAGUGUGCCAGCCAGUCCGGCAUGACGGCCUACGGCACCCGGAGGCACCUCUAUGACCCCAAAAAUCAGAUCCUGCCACCCAUGGACCACUCCACCAUCAGCCUGCAGAUGGGCACCAACAAGUGUGCCAGUCAGGUGGGCAUGACGGCUCCCGGCACCAGGAGGCACAUCUACGACGCCAAGAUGGGCACAGAGAAGUGUGACAACUCCUCCAUGUCGCUGCAGAUGGGCUCCAACCAGGGCGCCAACCAGAGCGGGCAGGUCUUUGGCCUCGGCCGCCAGAUCUACGACCCCAAGUACUGCCCACAGGGCGGCCAGGGCGAGGUGGCCAACGCUGCCGCUGACCAGAGCGGGGACCCCCCCGGGUACCACUACUACCGUGAGGAGGAGGAGAGCUACUGAGCGGGAGGGCUCAGCCCCACCCGCGCCAUCUCAUGUACAGCCGCCUUCCAGCCUCCACUUCCAUCGUUCCCUCUUUUAAAACUCUUUUUUUUUUUUUUUUUAACUUUGGAAAUGAAUCUAUUUUUCUGAGCAAGGAA